AUGGCCAGCACUGGUUUGUUACUGUUGGCUUCUGUGGUAAUCCUGGUGAAUAUGCAUCAGUCGCGAGGAGUUUCUUUAAGUCCAUAUGGGCGAAAUGUUCGGACAUUAUAUACAGCAUAUUAUGUGCCUGAAGGAAGAUCUUAUAAAAUAUAUUAUUAUGUCAGAACGUGCACUACGACAUGCACUUUUUUUUGUUGGGGGAGAAGACGGGUAUGUAGUAAUCGGCAGAAAAGCAAAUGGAAAACUGUUUACACAUAUGUGAGAAGAACCAGGAAAAUUUACAGAUGCAGCUACGGCUGGAAGCAAAGUGGAUCUAGUUGCACAAUACCUGAAUGCUACGGCUGUUAUGGUCAUGGGCAUUGUAAUCGUCCUUGGACGUGUUCUUGCAACUCGGGAUGGACUGGUUCACGAUGUCGAAGUGAUAUUAACGAAUGUUCUCGAACCUGGAAAAACAGUUGUAGUUAUAAACCUGGCUGCAUUAACACUGAUGGAAGUUACCGAUGCACAUGUGCAAGCGGUUUUCGCUUGGGCCCUUACAGGAGAAGAUGCAAUGAUGUUAAUGAAUGCACUACAUAUCAAAACGGCUGUAGUUACCAAGCUGGCUGUCAGAAUACAGUUGGAAGUUAUUUAUGUACAUGUCCACAUGGAUAUUAUCUUGAUGGUGACAGAAGAACAUGUCGAGACAUCAAUGAAUGUGACAACAGUGACUGUGAUCACAACUGUAUAAAUUACCCUGGUGGAUAUACCUGCUCUUGCAAUAAUGGGUAUCGAGCUAACACAAAUGACUUCAAACGCUGCAUUGAUAUUGACGAAUGUUCUGAAAAAUUGGCAGGAUGUACUCAAAUAUGCACCAACACUGCUGGUGGUUUUAGAUGCAGUUGUAAUCCGGGAUAUUAUCUUGGCUGGGACCAAAAAAUUUGUAAUGAUAUUGAUGAAUGCAAGGGCAAUGAACAUGGGUGUCAACAUUCUUGUGAGAAUUCAUUGGGAUCGUACAAAUGCAGAUGCAGAACAGGUUUUGAGUUGUUCAGCGAUGGUAAAAACUGUACCGGUAAACCAUGUAUACCUAUUUACACGCCAGUGAAUGGUAAGAAGAACUGCUCAGGUUAUACAACGGAUCAUACAUGUUCAUUUUCGUGCUCUAUUGGCUAUAAAGAAGUUGGUUCACAUACACGAAGAUGUACUGCCUCAAAACUUUGGAGUGGAAAAGAGAUGAAAUGCAAAGCUAUCCACUGCCCGGCACCCAGAGAACCGAAGGACGGAUUCAUUUAUUCUCCGUGCAACACUCGAUUUAACUCGGAAUGUCGCGGGGGCUGCAACAAUGGUUUCUAUAUUAACGAUACUUCUAAACUAGCUUGUACAGUGGAAGGUAAAUGGGAGCCCUCACAAAUAACAUGUGAAGAAAUUAAAGUGUGUGAACCCAAUCCUUGUAAACAUGGAGGAAAAUGUACUACCUUAAAUCCCCGUCAGUUCUCUUGUAAUUGCUCGAAAACAGGAUACGAAGGAACAAAUUGCGAAAUUGGUGUCAUAGAUAUACCUGAUUAUCCAACAUUAGUCGCAGGUAUACCAGUUGAGUCGCUCGAAUUUCGAUCUUCACCACCAGACAAUUACGUCAUCCUCACUCCUCAGGGGUUUGGGGUUGAGUUCAAUCCUAAUUAUUUACGUUUCCAGCAAAAUUCUAACACGACACAGUCACUAACAAUGAUAGUUCGAUAUCCUGGUCUCCACUACGUGCGUUACUAUUUAUCAGGUCCUAGUGCAGCCGGGUAUGAGAUUCCGCAGCCGAACGCGUUAUUUGUCGAAACUGUCAAGAAAACGGAUCCCGAAGUUUUCACAGCAUACGAUAACAUGGAAUUUCCAUCUGGUUGCCACAAACUAGAAAUUGACAAGUGUCCUCACUCAAAUGUAACAAUUAGUGCAUAUUCAACGUCAUCUUGGCUUACCUUGCUUGUGGGCUUUCCAGCAACAACAGAGGGUCAAGUAAGUUUGAGUAAUGGCAAUUUGGAAAUACCUUAUUCUUUGACGGGUUAUAGUUUUAUUCCGAAGAAUCCUUCGAGUUUGGAUAAGGAUUGUGCUGCUAAUCCCACAGUAGAACAUUCCUUGAAAGAACUAGUACAGCACCGUAUUUUAACCAAGUCAUUUUUGAAAGUCUUUCGUCGCAGUCUUCCCAAGUGGCUUGAUAUCAAAAUACGUGGAAAUCAUUCCUCAACAUCAUUAGUGGAGACCGACCUUCACGCGUUCUACCUAACUGGAAGACGUCUCCGUGAAGAAUUCAUCGAGGGACAACCGUUGUCUGAUGAUACUUUCUUCUCUUUGCUACUCUCACCUGACAUCGAUCUGGUUGUUAAUGGCGAUCGUGUUUCGUUUGGAUUAAAUGAUCGUAACGCUCGUUUCCCUCUAGCCAUAGAGCUUUGUGGCCGACCUCCUAAUAACGUAAUAUUGCAACCGUCUCCACGCAAUUUGGAUGUGAUUAACCAACUCUCAGUAAUGAAAAAGCUACGUGAUUCUGGUUGGAAUUUCAAAAUUUUCUCUCUACAGAUUGGAAUGUCCCCUGGCAAAAAAGGCUUGACUAUGGUUGCAAAAUUGACUAAGAACUUGACCAUAUCCAAGUCCGUAACAUCUCGUGUUGAUUUUCAAGGCACAGUUUUAGCUAACGUGGACAACUUGGACACGAUCCCGGAAUUCCCAUUAGAUGAAAAGUGGGUGGUCGAGCUCAAUGGCAAUAUUAUAUUGACCUUGGAAUUCGAAGUACAUGGCAAGUUUAUAAAGUUGUCUCUUGAUAUGCCGCAAACAAGGAGUAAUGCAACAUUCGGAGGGGAGGAUCACGAAAGUUGUUUUCGUGUAAAGAAAAAUAAUUCCAACGGACUAUUCCUAUCAAAGAUUCUGAAAAAAGAUCCAUUUGUUAACACAGAACUAAACAAAUUUGUUGAACUUGAUCAGACUAAGGACAUGUCAUGUUUCCUGAGCACAUUAUUGUACACCAAAAAACAAAGUAUUGGCUCCCGUUAUCGUGAGAAAAGUAGUGGCGUCUUCUUGAGAUUUUAUGGCAAUCUCAAGUUUGGCGCUCUUCGAUUCGACAAUUUGAAUAUAAACUUGCGGAUUAAAAACAAACGCUGCUCAAUCAACACAGCGAAAGGUACGCGAUCUGAUGUUGUCGCUGAAUUAAGUGGAAGUUAUUGGCAUGCAGACAGAAUGCAAAAGAAACUUGGGAUGUUUGAAAUUGAUUCUGAUCCAGUUGUUAACCUACACAUUGGACAGAAAACAGCUUCUGCUUCUGGGGGUUCAUUUUCGGCCAGAGUGGGCGUUCUUGGUUUUAAAAGACGUGUAAAUGUGAAUAUCUCGCAUGAUGGCCUACGUUUUCGUACUAGAGGCAAAAUACAUGGAUGGUUCGAUGCGUCUGCCGUAUUUAAGUCACAGUUGACGGAGUGGCAAGACCAACGGUUCACAGCUGCAGGAGUUUUUAAAUUAAGGGAAACGGAUGAUAAUAUUGACAGUAUUUUAGAGAAAGAACUCAAAAUAUAUAGCACUGAACUUUUACGAAAACUAGAAGCCAGACUUGAUCUUUCUCUGCGAACUGAACAACAAGCGAAAUUUCGUCUUAAUGAUGCUCAGGGCCUUCGAGAACACUCCGUUAUGAAGAUGGUGGAAAUGACGAAGGAGUUUAGAAGAGUAAAUGAAAGCUUGGAUUUGGCUAAAAAGCGUUUAGACGACCUCCUCCAGCUAACCGGGGACUACUCUGAAGAAAUCCAGCGGCUAAAGCAGGAGUUAAACGAGCUAUGCGAGUUAAAACAGUGUCCUAAAGUAUGUCGGAAAGGAAAGAGUUGUGAAAUUUGUUGGAAAUAUGUAUUUGCUGAAAAGAUGGGGAUGUGUCCUGCAACGUGUCAUUAUAGGGAGCUGAGACUGGAAUUUGAAUCUCGGAGGAUCACAACCUCCCCAAAACAAUAUUGCAAGUGGGUUUUUCAGUCUCCAUUUAUGUAUUUACUUCAUUUAAUCGGAGCUAUCUCUGGCACGUCUCUACGACUGCCUCCCUCAGUUUCCUUAAUGGUUCGUGGAAGUACCGCACGAUUUACCCGAACUACCAGUCUACCAUGA
This is a messenger RNA of Dendronephthya gigantea, 4089 nucleotides long. RefSeq lists its product as uncharacterized. The coding region runs from base 1 to 4089 and encodes 1362 amino acids. The transcript is spliced from 14 exons. Gene Ontology annotation, molecular function: calcium ion binding. The record is from RefSeq and is a predicted model, not a curated record. NCBI's taxonomy places the organism in Eukaryota, Metazoa, Cnidaria, Anthozoa, Malacalcyonacea, Nephtheidae.